CAGAAAAAAAAAUAAAGAAACGGAUGUGCUUCAAAACACGACACGGCUACAGCCCUCCAGAUCAUUUUAAUGCAAAAAUUAAAAUCAUGCAAACUUAAAGAAAAGCCACUUGGUCCCGUGGCUCAGGUCUAGCAAUUGGUCUGGAUUUUGGUAUACAGGCCCUAUACCGGCAGAGAGACAGCCUCCGAUGUCGCGGAAUGAGACCUCCCCAAGCAGGGCACCUCAGGCUGGCAACCAGCGACCCAACACCUGCUGCUUCUGCUGGUGCUGCUGCUGCAGCUGUUCAUGUCUUACUGUUAGGAAUGAAGAUGAGAACCGGCCACGAAAGAAGCCCCAGGAGACCAAACUGGAGACCAUCCCAAACUGUGAAGCUUGCACCAAACCAACAGCGGAGGAAAUGCGUCUUUGGGCACAGUCCUUCGACAAGCUGAUGAAAAACCCGGCAGGAAGGAAUGUCUUCAGGGAAUUCUUACGAACUGAGUACAGUGAGGAGAACAUGCUGUUUUGGUUGGCAUGUGAAGACCUUAAAAAAGAAGUUAACAAAUCAGUCACUGAAGAGAAAGCACGGAUGAUCUAUGAGGACUAUAUUUCUAUACUGUCACCCAAAGAGGUAAGCUUGGAUUCCAGAGUUCGCGAAGUUAUAAAUAGGAAAAUGCAGGACCCAACAUCUCACACUUUUGAUGAUGCGCAGCUUCAGAUCUACACGCUAAUGCACAGGGACUCAUAUCCUAGGUUUCUGAACUCCACUUUAUACAAAUCUAUGGUUCAGAGCACCUCACGCUCAUCUUCGGAGUCAUAGUGGCCCUUUGUACCCGCUGCACAACCACUGAGGAGAAUCCAGAACCUUUGGAGUUCAUUUUAUAGCCCCUUUUAAUGCAUCAUGUCAGAAUUGCUGAUCUACAGAUUAACUGGAAGAUACAGGGUCAUCAUCACAUGACAUUCUUUCUCUCCUCGCUACUACGACAACAACAACAACUACUACUACUACUAUUACUACUGAUUUCCCUGUUGCCAAAUGUGUUUUUAAGGAAAAUAGUGACGAAGACUGCAGUAAGACAUUGUCCUACUUAGAUGAUCCUGAGGGGGCAGGUUUUUAUUGUACAAUGUGUUGUUCAGUCUCCAUCAAAAUAGGCUCUUGGCACAUGCAGAAGCCAGCGCUGAGUGUAAUACCACACCUUCCUUGAUGGAUGGAAGUCUUUCUAGUCGAAUUUCAAGUAUAAGUCUUACUCUGCUUGGCAAAUUGAUGGCUCACAUAUAGAAAUGCUAGAAAUAAAUCCACCUGAGGCAUUUGCUGGUAUAUAUAGUAUAGGCCUGUAUUAAAUGGAGAUCAAAGCAGUGCUGUUGUGUCUGUGCCAGUGUCUGUAUAGACAUUUUAUUUAAUGGGCCUUUAGCACUGCUAUAUCUAUAGAGGUGCUAUGUUUUUGUAUUUAAUUCAGGCCAUAGUAUUAAUAGUGGAUGUUACCAGAGAGUCUGCUUUUCUCCUCAAGUCUUUUCUAAUAAGUCUUCAUGCCCUUUUGUCAAUGAUUUGCCUCAAUCCUAACCCAACAGGAUUACCUCUUUUAAAGUAAAAGCCUUAGAAUUUAGGGCUAGGGUUCUCUCAAGCCUACUUAGAAGUCCCUGACUUAAACUUCUGAGUUGUUUGCUUCUGGCUGAGUAACUUUAUUAUGUGCUUUAUUUUCUUUUGUCUGAAAGAAUUGCGCUAAUGAUGAUUUCGAGCUUUGAGAAUCUAGCCCUCAGUGACAAAGUGCUUGAGGCUGAUAUUGAAUAAAAAUACAUAUGGGUUAUAAGUACAGUGCUUACCUAACAAAUAAGCCUUGCUGAUUUACUGUACCAAAUAGAGCUGCCAAUUAUUCAUCCAGCUGUUCAAAAGUCCUAGUUUUUUGCAUAUUUUAUACUGAUUACUAGUUAGUUCCUCAACAGCUGGGUAUCUUUUUUGUACUGUGUACAAAAGGAGAAAAAAAAUUAUUUUCUCUAAAUGGAUCCUAAGUUGUUAAGUGAUCAGUGUAAUAUAUACCUAAUAAUUUACCAGUGGUUAAUUUAUUGAUCCUUAACUGCCAACAAACCUAUCUUGCCACAUCUCAAGAUGUCCUUUUAUAUUUCUGAGACUUGGACUGCCAAAAAAAAUUAUUUUUCAAAGUAGUUUUUACCACAGGGGUAUCAUUAGAAAAUAUUAUAUUGUCAUUAUCUGUGAAUAACUUAAAAGUUUGUCCAGUAGAUAAACGUUUAUGCGUCCUGUCUUCUUCGGUUAUAGAGUUAUUCCUUUUGGAGAAAAAGAAGUCAAUAGCAUUGUAUUUCUGUACGCAAUCAAACUUUUACAACACUGUGAAGCACUGUGCAUGAGUUUUUAAACUGGUCUUAACUCUUUUUACAAGGACUAAAAAAAAAAAAAACUCUUUUACACAGAGACCGAAAUGAUAACUUUUAGCUACAUUUUGGGUUUGCCCAAAAAAAGGCAUCCCAGUGCAUGAAUUCUAAUUAUCGAGGAAAAAAAAUAAUAAUAAAUGAACCAGGUUAUUUCUUUCUUGUAAAAUGCUAUUCGAUAACAUUUUCAAAUUCAGAACCCCAAAACAGAACACUGACCCAAGUAAGAGCCUUGUUAUGUUUACCUGUGUGGCUAAGAGGAGCCUGUUUACAGCGAAGAAAGAAUAAAAAAAAUGAUUUAUCAACAAAAAUCUACUGA
Molecule: messenger RNA, 2680 nt
Organism: Polyodon spathula (Mississippi paddlefish)
Lineage: Eukaryota; Metazoa; Chordata; Actinopteri; Acipenseriformes; Polyodontidae
Product: regulator of G-protein signaling 17-like
Exons: 6
Coding region: 188-799 (203 amino acids)
Source: RefSeq, a predicted model, not a curated record